Ziziphus jujuba (common jujube) is the source of this 567-nucleotide messenger RNA. Its product is annotated as cytochrome P450 CYP72A219-like. The record is from RefSeq and is a predicted model, not a curated record. Gene Ontology annotation, molecular function: oxidoreductase activity, acting on paired donors, with incorporation or reduction of molecular oxygen; monooxygenase activity; iron ion binding. The coding region runs from base 1 to 567 and encodes 188 amino acids. Lineage: Eukaryota; Viridiplantae; Streptophyta; Magnoliopsida; Rosales; Rhamnaceae. The transcript is spliced from 3 exons.
AUGGAAACAAGAAAAAUGUAUCUUGAUUGGCAACAUCGUGCAAGAGAAGAUGUUUUGCAAGUGUUCGGUGACAAGAAGCCGGAUUUUGAUGGCUUAUCUCAUCUUAAAGUUACAAUAACCAAUGAAAUUUUGCAUGCACAGGUUACUAUGAUAUUGAAUGAGGUUCUUAGGUUAUAUCCAUCAGUGGUUUUACUUGACCGAACGGUUCAAAAUAAAACACAACUUGGAAAUUUGACAUUACCACCUGGAGUGCAUCUCUACCUGCCCACAGUGCUUGUUCAUCAUGACCGUGAACUCUGGAGUGAUGAUGAAACUGAGUUCAAUCCUGAGAGAUUCUCAGAAGGAGUUUCGAAGGCAACUAAGGGUGGGCUUUGUUUCUCCCCUUUCGAAUGGGGACCUCAGGCUUGCAUUGGGCAAAACUUUGCUAUGAUGGAAGCAAAAAUGGCUUUGGCAUUGAUUUUACAGCACUUAACAUUUGAGCUAUCCCCAUCCUAUGUUCAUGCUUCUUUCACCUUUAUCACUCUACAACCACAAUUUGGUGCUCCCAUUAUUUUGCACAAAUGUUAG